This is a messenger RNA of Phaeodactylum tricornutum CCAP 1055/1, 2088 nucleotides long. RefSeq lists its product with no specific name. Bases 11 to 1780 code for a protein of 589 amino acids. The record is from RefSeq and is a predicted model, not a curated record. The transcript has 2 exons. Lineage: Eukaryota; Bacillariophyta; Bacillariophyceae; Surirellales; Neidiaceae.
CCCUUUUCGGAUGGGUAGUGUAAAACAGACCAGAGCAGGAAGGGGUUUUCCUUAUAGACAAGAACUACACAAGUGCGGCUAUAAGCUAUUCAUGGCUGCGGUGAGCGCUUGUCGUUGGACGCUGUGUUUGACGCUGGCUGGUCCGAUCUCCCGCCGCGAGAUUUUGCACGUGUGUCCUACCGAAACCGUGGAAGAAGUGUUCGAUCGAGCAGCCAACGCGUUCGCACCAAAGUUGAUCGAGAGUCUGAGCUUUGGUUUUCCUCCAAAGAAGCUCCAUUCGUCGAAUCAAUCAAUACAAGAGGUGGGUAUUGGCAAUCAAGAACUGAUUACAAUUCGAGUCAGUGAAGCUUCCCCAAAGAAAGUAGGAAACGCGAAGAAGCGCAAGACAGCGGCAGCAGCAGACGCAACAGUACCGAUCGAAGUCCCGAGACAAAAAUCCCAACGAGCGGCCGCCGAAAAAGCCAACGCUUCGUUUGCUGAUACUAUCCAAGCUCAAGAUGCCUUGCUUCAACUGGAAAAGAAAGGAAGACCCUCCCCGGAAAAGACCGUGUCCGGGAAGAGCAGGAAAAAUACCACCGUCAGGUUUUCAGCAGACAUUACAGAGGGCCGCCGGCUACAAGAUGGUGCUGUGGUAGCUCCCAAACGUAGUAAUCGUCGGUUUCGACCGGAAGCUCCCCGGAAUGGAUCCAGCGACGAAACAGAUCCUUCGCUGGCGCUCUUGGGGUCGUUGGAAGAGCGAUCAACAGCGGCCCGCCUUAUGCGCAAGGGUUGGCGAAAAGCUGUCAACGAUGCUUUCGAACAAAACCGAGCGGUUGCAAGGACGCUGCUCGUCACAUACCCGAAAGGUCUGCAAGGGCGCGGAGACUACGAGGAGCGUGUCGAUUAUCUUCCUCGCGACGUGCUGGUGUCAGUAAUUGCUGCCAUUCACCCCGUUAAUCCCGACGCAUUGCGGCCUGCCAAUUUGGCUCUGCUGUCUCCCCGUGUCUUUUGGUCGGUGGCCUAUCAUGGCAUGGAAUACACAAGUAUCUCGGAAGCACUCCAAGCCUUGCAACCGGAUCUAGACUGGACAUUUCUUCGUCGUAGAAGAGAGACUCUAAGCGCCAAGGCACGAGAAAAUUUACGCCAAAAAGAGGAAGUCAGUCAGACUUCGAUCGACAAUUGGGAAGCUGCAGCAGCGGCCAUAGAAUCAGUCGAGCAUGCCAUGGAGAAGGUUCACGCUUUAGAUCGAUCGCAGCGGCAAGCACGCAAUUUACAGGCAAUAGAGCGGCGUAGUGUGUGGAAGAUUCUCACGCCGGUCGAAGAAGACCUGGAUGAAUUGACAGCAUGUAUAUCGGGAGGCCCGAUUGCCGGGUAUACCGCAGAAGCAUUGGCGAAAGGUUUGAUUGGACAGUGUAUCGUUCACAAUUGGAGACAACUGGCGAAUGCCAAAACAGAGACUUUAAUACAGAAGCUUGGAGUUUCCGAUGAUGAGAGCACAAGGGCAUUGGUUCAGAAUUGGAUUGAUCGAGCACAGCAGGAGACUUUGGAUGAGAUCAUGGUGGAAAUUUGCGACGGAAAUGUUGAGGCCGUUGAGCUUUUACGUGAGUCCGCCAGGAGUGGAACUCCGAAGGAUUUGGCUGUUUGGAAAUCAAUAGCCGAAAGUUUGCAUUCGGAGCUUCAGUGUAACUCGGCCGCCGCUGCCAUACCAGAUGUGAAUCUCUUACAGAAAUGGUGCGACCAAGCGCAACAUGCGUUGGAGCAACUUGAGUGGCUGGCCUGGUACACCACACCUAUUGCCUAGGUGGAACCGUUGGGCAUGGUGCAAAAGUCAAGCGGAUGGUUUUUUUUAUUUGUAAUCGCUUUCCACUCCCAUGUUUGCAAAGGCUUUUAUUACACCGUUUCCGCCAAGUUACGCUAGCUAGCUCUAUGGACUUGGAAUGCUGCUGUUGGUAGAGAUCACCGUCAAUUUGUGGGACAUCGGCCAUCUAUGGCAGCUGUGGUAUCCAACUAGCUGAAAGUGAAAAAUCCCUUCCUGUUUUGCUAUUUGCAUGAAAAUACAUAAUGAAAUUCGAAUGGUUUUAAUUAUCGCUAUCUUUGUAAUGCUUCUGC